Molecule: messenger RNA, 658 nt
Organism: Peromyscus eremicus (cactus mouse)
Lineage: Eukaryota; Metazoa; Chordata; Mammalia; Rodentia; Cricetidae
Product: ubiquitin-conjugating enzyme E2 N-like
Exons: 1
Coding region: 74-538 (154 amino acids)
Biological process (GO): DNA damage tolerance; protein K63-linked ubiquitination
Cellular component (GO): nucleus
Molecular function (GO): ubiquitin conjugating enzyme activity
Source: RefSeq, a predicted model, not a curated record
CGGGACUUCCACUCGUGUGUGAGGCGAGCGGAGCCGGAGACAAGAGCAGAGGUCGAACUCAGGAUCUGACAAGAUGGCCGGGCUGCCCGGCAGGAUCAUCAAGGAAACCCAGCGUUUGCUGGCUGAACCAGUUCCUGGCAUUAAAGCAGAACCAGAUGAGAGCAACGCCCGUUAUUUCCAUGUGGUCAUUGCUGGCCCCCGGGAUUCCCCCUUUGAGGAACUAAAAGGGACUUUUAAACUUGAACUAUUCCUUCCAGAAGAAUAUCCAAUGGCAGCACCUAAAGUACGUUUCAUGACCAAAAUUUAUCAUCCUAAUGUAGACAAGUUGGGAAGAAUAUGUUUAGAUAUUUUGAAAGAUAAAUGGUCCCCAGCACUGCAGAUCCGCACAGUUCUGCUAUCAAUCCAGGCUUUGUUAAGUGCUCCUAAUCCAGAUGAUCCGUUAGCAAAUGAUGUAGCUGAGCAGUGGAAGACCAAUGAAGCCCAAGCCAUAGAAACAGCGAGAGCAUGGACUAGGCUAUAUGCCAUGAAUAAUAUUUAAGUCGAUCAGAUCAUCGAGUGUACAUCACUUCUCCUGUUCUACCAAGACUCUUCCUUUUUUGUUUGCAUUUAAUGGACACAGUCUUAGAAACAUUACAGAAUAAAAGCCCAGGCAUCCUCA